UUUCCACCCUCGAGCCCCACUCGCCCACUCAGACACCCAUUCGAUUCUCCGCCCCUUCGAAAUUCAAAUCGCCCUUCGUUCUCAUUCCCUCCCUCGGCUUCGCUUCGUCCGCCACCGCCGCCGAUCCCGACUCCUCCGCCACCACCUCUUCCCUUUUUCUCAACCCCUUUCUUUCCUCCUCUCUCUCCUCAAUUUGCCAUGGGCGGCGCUCACAGCCGCGAGGGUUUGGAGCUCUCCGACACCGAGACCGAGGCCGAGGAAGAAGAAGAAGACGAGCAAGAAGAAGAAGAAGAAGAAUACAAGCAAGAAGAACAACACCCGCCUUCAUCGGCGGAGCGGAGCCGCGGAAAAACCCUAACGCCGACCUCCCUCGACGAGGUUGACGAGAAGCUCAAAUCCCUCAAGCUCAAGUACUCCAAGCCCUCGACAGCUUCCGCCCAGAACCCUAGCGCGAAGAAAUCCGUCAAGCUCUACCUCCACAUCGGCGGCAACUCCCCCAACGCCCGGUGGAUCACCUCCGAGAAGCUCGCCUCCUUCUCCUUCUUCAAACCCUCCCGCCCCGACGCUGCUGCCGACGAGAUCACGUCGUCUGCCUGGUUCUUGAAGAUUGGAUCCAAGGUCCGGGCCAAGGUGGGUCCGGAGCUACAGCUCAAGUCGUUCCCCGAACAACGGCGCGCCGAUUUCGUCGCCGAUGGGGUCUGGGCUCUCAAGUUCUCCACGCCGGAGGGCUACCGGGAAUUCCAGAACGAGUACCAGAAUUGCCUCUUUGAGAACGCCUAUGGCUUUGAGGCGACAGAUGAAAACAAGAAUAGGGUUUUUGGGAAUGACUUCAUGGCGUGGGCACGGCCAGAGGCGGCCGAUGACGCCAUCUGGGAGGAUGCGGAGGAGAGCGUCGAGAAGAGAGCGGACCAGGGCAUGCCGGCCCGGGCGAGGCAAAACCUUUUGGAAGAGUUUGAGGAGGAGGCCAGUGAGGGUGGGAUACAGAGCCUUGCGCUCGGGGCUCUCGACAACAGCUUCCUGGUCAGCAACUCCGGGAUUCAGGUAGUCAGGAAUUUUAGCCAUGGAGUUCAUGGGAAGGGGGUCUCGGUGAAGCUUUUUAAUAAUGGGAGUAGGGAUGGUGGAUAUUCUACUCCCAAGAAGGGACUUUUAAUGAGGGCGGAGACCAGUAUGCUGUUGAUGAGCCCAGGACAGCAAGGGAAGCCCCAUGCUACUGGCGCUCAUCAGCUAGAUAUUGAGACCGGGAAGGUGGUGACAGAGUGGAGAUUUGAGAAGGAUGGGACUGAUAUUACCAUGAGAGACAUUACAAACGAUAGCAAGGGAUCACAGCUGGACCCUUCAGAGUCGACAUUCUUGGGGUUGGAUGACAACAGGCUUUGCAGGUGGGAUAUGAGGGACCGAAGAGGGAUGGUCCAGAAUAUAGCCAAUUCAAUGGAGUCGCCGGUGCUGCAGUGGACACAGGGGCACCAGUUCUCUAGGGGUACGAAUUUCCAGUGUUUUGCGACGACUGGAGAUGGGUCCAUUGUGGUGGGGUCUCUUGAUGGGAAGAUUAGGUUGUACUCAAAGAGCUCAAUGAGGAUGGCAAAGACUGCAUUCCCAGGGCUUGGGUCACCAAUCACUCACGUGGAUGUUACUUAUGAUGGGAAGUGGAUACUGGGCACAACUGACACGUACUUGAUCCUUAUAUGCACUCUUUUCAAGGACAAAAAUGGGAAGGAGAAGACUGGUUUUAGUGGAAGAAUGGGGAACAGGAUAGCAGCUCCGAGGUUGUUGAAGCUCACUCCAUUGGAUUCACAUUUGGCUGGCAAGAACAAUAGGUUCCAUGGGGGACAGUUCUCCUGGGUCACUGAAAAUGGUAAGCAGGAAAGGCAUCUGGUUGCAACUGUUGGCAAAUUCAGUGUCAUCUGGAACUUCCAGCAAGUGAAGAACAGCAAUCACGGGUGCUACCAGAACCAGGAAGGAUUGAAAAGCUGCUACUGCUACAAGAUUGUCCCCAAAGAUGAAUCCAUCGUGGACAGCUGCUUCAUGCAUGAGAAGUUUGCAUUGAGCGACUCUCCAGAGGCACCAUUGGUGGUUGCAACCCCGAUGAAGGUUAGCUCCUUCAGUAUAUCAAGUAGGCGCUAACUUAUGCCCAUUGAUUUCUUUUUUUUUCCCCUUCCCUUUGUACUGUCUUGUUUGGAAUGUACUGGAGUAUGUGCUUGGCUCGGAACUGCUGCAGUUUGAAUUCACUACCGUGUAUCUGGAUUGCACCUGUUUCGUGAUUCAA
This is a messenger RNA of Phoenix dactylifera (date palm), 2263 nucleotides long. Its product is annotated as protein CYPRO4-like. Lineage: Eukaryota; Viridiplantae; Streptophyta; Magnoliopsida; Arecales; Arecaceae. The record is from RefSeq and is a predicted model, not a curated record. Gene Ontology annotation, cellular component: nucleus; cytoplasm. Gene Ontology annotation, molecular function: protein binding.